This is a messenger RNA of Rhodotorula graminis WP1, 3561 nucleotides long. RefSeq lists its product as uncharacterized. The transcript has 10 exons. Bases 1 to 3561 code for a protein of 1186 amino acids. The record is from RefSeq and is a predicted model, not a curated record. Lineage: Eukaryota; Fungi; Basidiomycota; Microbotryomycetes; Sporidiobolales; Sporidiobolaceae.
AUGUGGCAGCGCGUCGGCGACCUCUACAACCAGCUGCCGAGCGUCCGCAACCUGUGGGCCCAACCCGCUGCCCCAGCCGUCGCCGUGGUCGCCCCCGACCCCGACAUCAACUCGUACGCCGAAUCGUUCGACACAGCCGACGAGGGCGCGCCGAGCUUGCGGGUCCAGACGCCUCGAGGUCACGUCUAUGCGCCGUCGGUCCCGUCGAGCACGGUGGCGAGCACGGCGCGAGCGGGUCGAGGUCCCGCCGCCGCCGUCGACGCCGCGCAGAUCUCGAUUCGGCCCGUUCCCGCCGGCGCGGCCGUCCCUGUCGAGCGGGCAGCUCAAGCUCGAGCUGCACGAGUGAGCGCGACGGCCCCGUCGUCGCCGGCUGCUCGACCUGUCCUCGCCAGACCGCGUCCACCCGUCGAGCCGUCGCCCGGACCGGCUCUCCUGCCGACCCCGUCGGCCGCACUCAGCCAGCCGCAGCUCGCCGGCGGGCUCGUCGAACGGCUCAAGGCCCAGAGAGCGGCUCGUGCAGGGGCGGUCGUCGCGCCCUAUCCUUCGCUUUCCCCUCCUCCCGACCCGACCGCUCCUCUCGCCAGCGGCGCCUCGACUCGCCGUUCACCCGCACAACUGCCCCUCCCGCAUCACUCUCGGCCCACUCCUACUCGUGCUGCGACAAUACACGCAUCACCCCCUCUUCAGCCGUUCCACUCGCCGCCUCCUUCCGACGACCGCACGCCGUACCCUCCCGACUCAGCGUCCGCCCAUCCGGCGUCCUCCCGCCUCGCCGCCGACUUCUAUCCACCUCACGACGGCUACGGCGCCACCGAGCCGCACAGCGCUCGCCCCUGGCACGACGGCUUCAGCUACGUCGGCCCGGCCGGCGCCGCGAUCCGCACGCCCUCGCGCUCGAGCGGCCGCACCGUCCUGCACGAGGCGCACGGGCGUCCGUCAGCCGACGAGCUCGACGAGCCGCACGGCGCGCAGCGGCCCGGCGCGCGACCGAGCCGAGCCGAGCUGCUCGAGUGGGAACGUGCGCGGCGAGAAGCGGAGCGGGGCGAGGCGCGCGAGCGAGGAGGGCCGCCGACGGUGCAUGUGCGGGGCGAGAGGGAGCUGGACGACGUGCGCAGCUCGUGGGGCUGGGAGGAGGCGACCGAGGGUUUGCGGGAGCCGGGCAAGUCGGUCGCGGCGGAGCCGGACGAGAGGGGCGAGGAGGUGCGAGUCGACGAGGUCCUCAUGCAGGACUGGCUCCUCCAGCCGCCGCCCGACCGCGCCGUCACCGACGGCCUCCUCUCGUUCCCCGACAUGUGGCACGCCGUCUACGCCAUCCUCACGCCCUCGCACCUUUACCUCCUCGACGACGCCGACGUCAACGCCGACGCCCUGAUCGCCUUCGCCGUCGCCGACGUCGCCAACGUCGAGCUCAUCUCGAAGCACGCGAGGCGCGGCUUCGAGCCGUUCUGCGUCAAGCUGCGAGGCGGCGAUGCGCUCUACUUUGCCGGAACCGAGACGCUGGACGCCGAGCUCUGGAGCCUCAAGAUCAAGAACGCCCAGUCUGGCGCGUACCGUCGCUCGUCUACACUCGUCGACGACCUCGACGUCGUCGCCUCGUCAGAUCCGUCCUCGUCGUCAACCCGUCCUCGCCGUUGCGCCAGCUCGCCCCCAACCCCUUUCUCAUCGCGCCGGCCUCGUACCUCCUCGUCCCGCAACCUCGUCUCGCCGCCCCGUCACGACCAGAAGGACCCUCGAUGGAUGCGCUCCUUCCACGCCGACGUUCACGUCCGCCCCGUCCUCGUCGAGGAGCUCGCGCCGCACGCCUCGGCCGACGACUGGGGCCGCACCUCGCCGCCCUCUCGCUCGUCAUGGCCGGCGCGCCCGCCCGCCGAGGUCUACUCGCCGCCAUCGCCGCCGUCGACGGUCCGCCGCGAGGCGCAGCACGCGCUCGAGCUCGGCGUCAUGCGCGACCGGCUCGAGCUCGUCCGGGCGGUGCUCACGGGCCAGCAGGAGGGGCUCGAGGGGGACGCGGCGAGGGCGAGGGAGGCGGCGCAGGAGCUCGAGGGGCUGAAGGAGCGGCUCGUGCUGCAGGCCGAGAGGGAGGGCAGGGCGCUCAGCGAGGACGAGGAAAGGCUACUUGAGAAGAUCGAGUGGAUCGAGCACCUCAACGGGCUGCGCAGGCGCACCUCGGCCGAGCAGGACGAGCUCGCGCGCGUCAUCGAGGAGGAGGCGAGGUUGGCGGACGAGCUUCGGCGGGAGCUCGAGGCGCUCGGGGCGGUCGGUCAUGGAGCGGGCUCACCGGGGCAGUACGCGACGGGCGCAAGGGAAGAAGAGUGGGCGGCGAGCGGUCGCACGCCGACGAGGAGCGACGAGCAUCACCAAAACGUUCCUCACGAUCCAGUCGACGAUCGCGCACCGGCCCUGCCCGUCCGCCGCGUCGACCUUCCGAGCAAGUUCUCGUCCAACAGCUCGGCGCCACGGCGGUACCCGCCUCGCCAUUAUCGGCCAACCCUGUCGCCCCUCGCUCAAGUUGCCUAUCCCGACGUGCACGACCCGCGCCCGCAGCAGCACCCGAGCGAGCAGGGCUCCGUCAGCCAGGACGAGGAUGCCGAGCGCCGGUUUGUGCAAAGGCGCCGGCUGCAGGAGCUCUUUCUCGAGGUCGAGGCGCGCAUGCUCAAUCAGAAGAGACACCUCGCCGCGUCCGAGGACAAGAAUCGCCAGCUCACUCGCACGCUCGGCAAGGUCGUCAAGCUUGUCGAGCACUCGUCCAGCACCCACUCGUCGCAGCUCUCGGCGCUGCUCGACAAGCUCGACACGCUCACGGCGCAGCUCCACCUCCCGACCCACCUCGCCGCACUUCCUGCCGCCUUCGACCCUUCCUCAUCACCCUCGUCCUCGUCAGCGUCACGCAGUACCCCUACCCCGCCACCGCCGUACCACCCGACCUCGCCGCUCGUCCGCCUGGGGCGCGCGCCACUUCGGCCCCCGCACGGGCCUCGAGUGCCGCGCCCGGUCACCGCCGAGAGCCUCGCGCUCGUGCCCGGCGAUGGGAGGAUGGCGCCGAGGGUGAUGCCCCGGCGUGCGGCGCAGGCACUCGUGGGCAGGACGAGCAGCGGCGCGGCGGGAGCAGCAGGAGGGCAGCCGGGAUUCAGAGCAGGAGGGCCGGUGUACGGUGUCGACGCCGCGCUCCCUCAGCAUGCGCACGAUCCUCGCUGGGCCGCAGGCGCCGCCGCCGCCCGCCGAGCGCGCGAGCUCGACGCGCAGCAGCGCCAGCUCGACGCGCCCGCUCCACCAGCUCGACCCGUCGUCGGUGUCGGGACGAAGGACGGCGGCGCAGUCGAGCGCGGCGAGGCCAAGGCUCGCGUCGACGGCGCGCUGCAGGAGCUUCGCCGAGGCGUCGGGCGCGAGGGCGACCCGGCCAAGGCGGCGCUCGCCGUGUGGGAGCUGCUGGAUUCGACGCGGCGGGCUCGGACGGAGCGCGGGGAGGGCAAGAAGGCGGCGAAAAAGACGGAGCGGGAGAAGAAGCGAGGAGGAGGAGGAGGAGGGUUCAGGCUUGGCGGGGCGAGGGGUCGGGCUCUGUAG